AAAGGGCACGAAGGAUGAUGAAGUUCCUGUAUGUGCUGCUGCUGUCGGCCCUGUGUAGAUCUGCAGCAGGCAGUAUUGAGGGGAUGAAGCGACUGUACAGCGACCUGUUUGGAAACUACAGCACUAAAAUCAGACCAGUGUACAACCAGAGUCAACAUGUUGACGUUCACAGCCAAUUCAACUUGGUGGCCAUAACAGAAGUAGACCAGGUCAGACAGAUUCUCCAAAGCUUCGUGUGGAUGAAUUUAACAUGGCAGGAUGAGUUUCUCACCUGGAAAUCUGAGGAUUAUAGCGGCAUAAAGUCUAUACACCCCCCACUGACUGACAUGUGGAGGCCGAAACUCGUCGUACCAGUAUCUGUUGAGGAUCGGGAUGUCUUCAAAGACGAGACAUCCUCUAUUACAGUUAACAGCGAUGUUUAUCUGACUUUAUUUCCAUUUGAUGUUCAGACAUGCCAGUUCCGAUUUCUACCUGUCAGCUAUAAUUCAAAUGAGCUGAAGAUGGUUUCAUCGCUGGUCAGCGCAAACACCCAAUCGUCCACAGAAAACGGAGAAUGGAUUCUUACAGCUUCCAGAGCAUACACUACUGAAAGAACUUUCGUAGAUUCCACCUUCUCUUUCCUUUACGUUGACAUUGAUCUUGAAAGGCGACCGAUGUUCUUUGUCCUCAAUGUAAUACUACCUGUGGUGGUGCUUUCAUUUCUCAACAUAUUCGUCUUCUCACUUCCGUGUGAUUGUGGCGAGAAGGUUUCGUAUGCCAUCACGUGCCUUCUCUCUCUGACUGUAUUCAUGAGCAUCGUGAGUGGACUACUUCCUAAAUCAUCCGACAACAUUCCAAAGGUCACCGUGUAUCUAACGUGUCUCCUCGGUGUCAGCGUUCUGUCUGUGGUCGCCACCAUCCUCAUCAUCAUGAAAGAUCCUGCGAAGGCCAGCAAGAAAAUCCCACAGUCGACAUUGUUUGUGAUUCCCCGAUUUUGCUCCAUACCAUUUCCAGGAAGUAGACGCAGGGUUAUGGACCAGGUUCAGCUGGAUUCUAAAACCGAUGGUUCGGCUGGCAAUGGGAAUCCAACUGGAAAGGUUUCGGAAGACCUAAGUAGCUUUGGUGGGUACUGUGUAACUUCUGACUCUCUGUGUAUGGUUAUGUUCAUGACUCUAUGGAUGGUUGUGUCUGUGGGAUUCCUCGUCCAGAUAGCAAAAUAA
Molecule: messenger RNA, 1199 nt
Organism: Haliotis rubra (blacklip abalone)
Lineage: Eukaryota; Metazoa; Mollusca; Gastropoda; Lepetellida; Haliotidae
Product: neuronal acetylcholine receptor subunit alpha-7-like
Exons: 2
Coding region: 15-1199 (394 amino acids)
Biological process (GO): chemical synaptic transmission; nervous system process; regulation of membrane potential
Cellular component (GO): neuron projection; synapse; membrane
Molecular function (GO): neurotransmitter receptor activity; extracellular ligand-gated monoatomic ion channel activity; transmembrane signaling receptor activity
Source: RefSeq, a predicted model, not a curated record